Molecule: messenger RNA, 1482 nt
Organism: Owenia fusiformis
Lineage: Eukaryota; Metazoa; Annelida; Polychaeta; Sabellida; Oweniidae
Source: the annotation of a GenBank genome assembly
AUUUGCCAGUAAAAAAGCGAGCGUCAAUAAUCGGGUGUAUAGUUUGCGAGAUAAACUAACACUUUAACGUCACUAAACUGACAAUACUGUAUACAACGCAUAUCAUACAAAGCAUACACUCACACACAAUAAAAAGUUCUUAUCAUUAUCUGUGCGUAUUUGGAAGAUAUUUUAGAAUAUAACAAGGUUCAUGAAAAAAACAAUCUGCUUCCGAGCGGUCGUAAAUUUACUGUUCACCAAUCUUUUUUAUGUUUUCCUGGACGGUUUCCUCAUUUUAUUGAGGAUUUUGCAUUUCAUCAUGAACAUUUUGCCUCACAAAAGUUGGCAUGUUUUAAACAAGGAUAAUAUUGCAAGAGUUCGAGCUGAUGAAGCAAAAGCUGCAGAAGAAGAAAAACAGAAAAACUUAAGACUUGCGUUGGGAGAACAAGAGGCAAGAACUAAUCAUCUCAGAAAACAAUCAAGGAAACGUUUAGCUCAGUUUGAAGAAGAAGGAGGUGGAUCUUUUAAUGACACCACACUUGCUGAGCAUAAACCUGAAAGUCAUAUUAACUUUUUUGCUGACCAUGAGGCUGGGCUAAGUACGUCCAACAACAGCAAGAAGAAUAUUGAUCAUGAGAAGGAGAAGAAAGCAGAACAAGAGAAAUAUGAGAAAAGUAUUGGACUUUUGACAUAUCUUGGACAGAGUGCUCUUGAACCUGAAACCUCAAAACCUUGGUACCUUGAGAAGAACCAGCCAGACACAGAUAAAGAUACACUCAAUCUAAAAAGGUCUGAUAAAGAUGAAAAGUUGAAGAAUUAUCUUGACCCAGUUCACCAGAUGAAUGAGUUUAUUAACAAGAAGAAGAAGAAGCAUAAAAAGCAUAGAAGUCACAAGGAGAAGAAACAUAAUCACAGACACAAAGAUGAUAAGGCUUCAUCUGAAUGUAAACAACCAUCAAAGACAAUGGCAGAACUACGUGCAGAGAGGAUCAAACGAGAGACAGCUGAACGGGAAAAAUGUAAUAAAAUCCGUGCCAUAGCCAGAGGCGAAAAGGUUGAGGAAAAGAAAAAGGAACAUGUUGAGGUUGAUGAUAGAAGGCGGAAGUACAACUCACAAUACAAUCCAGACUUUGUAAGGGUCAGAAAGCCUACAAAGGAUCAUGGUCUGAAAUAUCACUGACAUAAUACCAAAGAAUUAUAGGAGCUCCUCACUUCUACUGCUCAAAAUUGAAUGAUUUAAUUUAAGUGAUUGAUGUUUAUACCAACAAUGGAGUGGAAUUAUAUCCCAUUAUACUGACAUACACAUGAACAUACAUGCAUCCAUGUCUAGCCUUUAAAUCAGCAGCCAAUCAGAACCAUUGUAACAUUCACACACCAGAACACCCUACGGUUAAGUUAGGUGCCGUUGUCACAAAUGGCGGACAUAACUAUCGCUUCAACUCUUUAAUCUCUUGGUUCUCAUUUCAUAGGACCUUAUUAUUGCUAAUACUGUACAUGUACAGG